CGGCAUCUUCUGCAACUUCUCUUUUCCCGAGAACCAUCGAGACACCGUCACAGUAGCCUGAGCCGUCGAGAAACAGAGAGAGAGAGAGAGAGAACGUGAUGAGAUGGCCAGAGCGUGGUCCACGUUUCGUUCCGGUGAUUCCAAAUGGCGGAUGCCUCCUCGUCUCUUUCUCCCUCUCGAUUGCCUCGGUUUUAGGGUACCCUGUGUUAUUUAUUUAAGACGGCACUAGCCUUCUCCUGGCAUCAAUCUCCCUCGCAUUGAAGUAAAGCGGAGCGGAGGAAGGCUUCCGUGGCUUCCUCUCGCCGUCGAGUCACGCUGGGCUCUCCUGCUAGUUUUGUUUACGAGCUCAGGAGCGAAGCGAUGUCUACUCUGCCAGCACCUCCCCGCCCCAAAAGGAAGAAGAUUUGGGUGGACUAUCUGGUCCAGUUCCGAUGGAUCAUCAUCGUCUUCGUCGUCCUGCCCCUCUCCUGCUUCAUCUACUUCCUGUCCUACCUGGAGGAGCGGAAGACCGAGAAGAAGCCGUACAAGCAGCGGCAGAAGGAGCACGAGGAGAACGUCCACAAGGUGGUGAAACGCCUCCAGCAGCGGAAUCCAUUCAAAGACGGCCUCGUGUGCACGGCUCGGAAGCCCUACAUCGUCGUCGGCAUGCGCCACGUGGACUACAAGCGCGCUCGCCACUUCGAGGUCGACCUUUCCCCAUUCAACAACGUCCUCGACGUCGACAGGGAAAGAAUGGUCGUCAAGGUGGAGCCCCUGGUGACGAUGGGUCAGCUUAGCCGGAUCACCGUUCCCAUGAAUCUGGCGCUCCCGGUGGUCUCGGAACUCAACGACCUCACCGUCGGAGGCCUCAUCAAUGGCUACGGCAUCGAGGGCAGCUCCCACAUAUACGGCCUCUUCUCCGACACUCUGGUCUCCCUGGAGGUCGUCCUGGCCGACGGAAAAGUCGUCAGAGCCACCAAGGACAACGAGCACUCCGACCUCUUCUACGCCAUUCCUUGGUCUCAGGGAACGCUGGGUCUGUUGGUGUCAGCCGAAAUCAAGCUCAUACCGGUAAAGGAGUACAUGAGGCUGACCUACAAGCCGGUGAGGGGGAGCCUGGCGGAACUGGCGCAGGCUUACGCCGACUCGUUUGCACCCAAAGGUGGCGACCCGAAGAAGAUGCCGGAUUUCGUCGAGUCCUUGAUCUUUACGCCCACGGAGGGGGUGUUCAUGACCGGGGCCUACGCUUCCGAGGAAGAAGCGAAGAGGAAGGGGAACGUGAUCAACCGGGUGGGGUGGUGGUUCAAACCGUGGUUCUAUCAGCACGCCGAGACGGCGUUGAAGAGGGGCGAGUUCGUGGAGUACAUCCCGACGCGGGAGUACUACCACCGGCACACCAGGAGCUUGUUCUGGGAGAUGAAGCUCAUCCUGCCGUUCGGCGACCAGUGGUGUUUCCGGUGGCUGAUGGGGUGGAUGAUGCCUCCCAAGAUCUCCCUGAUGAAGAUUACUCAGGGGGAGGCGAUCAGGAAGUACUACCACGACAUGCAUGUGAUACAGGACAUGCUGCUGCCCAUGCACAAGGUCGCCGACGCCCUGGAGUUCCUCCACCGCGAAAUGGAGGUCUAUCCGAUCUGGCUUUGCCCACAUCGCCUCUUCAAGCUCCCGGUGAAGACCAUGGUAUACCCAGAACCUGGAUUCGAGCUGGAUCCGAAACAGGGAGACACCAGCUUCGCGCAGAUGUUUGCGGACAUCGGCGUCUACUACGCCCCCGGGCCUGUGCUGAGAGGUGAGGAGUUCGACGGCGCCGAGGCCGUGCACAGGCUCGAGGAAUGGCUGAUCCAGAACCAUGGUUUCCAACCGCAGUACUCGGUGUCGGAGCUCAGCGAGGACAACUUCUGGAGGAUGUUCGAUCGAGAGCUGUACCACCACUGCCGCAGGAAGUACAAGGCGAUCGGGACUUUCAUGGACGUCUACUACAAGUCCAAGAAGGGGAAGAAGACCGAGAAGGAGGUGCUGGAGGCGGAGGCCGCGAUCGCAGAGACCGAGUACGCCGUAGCCGAGAAGGAGAACUAGAACCGAGCGAGCCGCCUCCAGCACGCCAAUAAGAUUGGGAUUUCCCAUGAUGGAUGGAACUCGAGUAGGGCAGUAUCUGCCUGCCAAAUCUUCAUGUGCUCUUUGAUGCUUUCAAGUAGUGUAAAUCGUGUUGGAGCUC
Molecule: messenger RNA, 2191 nt
Organism: Musa acuminata AAA Group (dessert banana)
Lineage: Eukaryota; Viridiplantae; Streptophyta; Magnoliopsida; Zingiberales; Musaceae
Product: delta(24)-sterol reductase-like
Exons: 3
Coding region: 361-2052 (563 amino acids)
Biological process (GO): steroid metabolic process
Cellular component (GO): cytoplasm; membrane
Molecular function (GO): oxidoreductase activity, acting on the CH-CH group of donors, NAD or NADP as acceptor; FAD binding
Source: RefSeq, a predicted model, not a curated record